AUGCGCUUAGAGAGAUUUAUCCCCAGGCUCAUUUCGGAAGAACAGGGAGCUUUUCAAAAAGGGAAGCUGAUCCAUGACAACAUUAGUGUGGCAUCCGAGUUGGCGAACUUGAUGUACUCUGCCACGAGAGGGGGUGGCCUUGGUCUAAAAAUAGACAUCAGAAAGGCAUACGAUACGAUUUCUUGGUCUUUCCUCUUUAAGGUGAUGGAAAAAUUUGGAUUCUCAGAAAAUUGGAUCACAUGGCUGCAUCAAUUAUUGGCUUCAACUAAGAUUUCUGUUCUUGUCAAUGGAGGCCCGCAGGGCUUCUUUGGCGUGGAGCGAGGAUUGAGACAGGGAGACCCUAUAUCCCCCUUGCUUUUUAUCAUGGCGGAAGAGGUUCUCUCUCGAGGCCUGACGAGAUUGACCCACCAAAAAGAUAUUAUGCCCAUUUGUGGCCCUAAAGGCGUUGUAACCCCUGGACACAUCUUAUUCGCCGAUGAUAUCUUUAUCUUCUCGAAUGCUUCAUCCAGGUAUGUGGCUAACCUUAAAAAUUUUCUUAUGAAAUAUCAGGAGUUCUCUGGUCAACACAUCAGCUUCGAGAAAAGCAAGCUCUUUCUAGGGAAAAUUUCUCCAACUCGUAAGCAAGCCAUCGCUGAGACUUUGGGCAUCCCCAUUUGCAGCUUUCCAACUCGAUACCUUGGUGUUGAGAUAUUCAAGGGAAGAAUCACAAAGGAGGCAUUGCUGCCUGUGUUGGAUAAAGUAAAGGGGCGCCUUGCUGGAUGGAAAGGUAAACUUUUGUCGAUGGCGGGCAGGGUGGAGUUGGUUAGAUCAGUCAUAUCCGGUAUUCCCAAUCAUAAUUUUGCGAUCUAUUGGUGGCCCUCUGCUCUCCUUGUAACCAUGGAAAGAUGGAUGAAGAACUUCAUCUGGGCAGGGGAAGUGGAUACCUCAAAACCAAUUACAGUGAAGUGGGAGUCUGUUUGCAAACCGAAGGAAGAAGGGGGUUUAGGUAUCAGAAGACUCAGAGACACGAACAUGGCAAUGCUGUGUAAAUUGGUAUGGAGAAUAAAGCAUGAGAAAUCUGCUGCCAAUUCCUUUCUUAGAGCCAGAUUUGUGAAAAAAGAUGGGUCAUUUAAUAGAGGUUGUCGGCCGUCGUCUAUUGCUCUGGGCAUCAGAAAGGUGUGGAAGACUGUGGAGGCAAACGAACGUUGGAUUAUUGGGAGAGGCGAUCUAGCAAAUUUCUGGAAAGACAAAUGGUGGGGCCCUAGGUCUAUUCUUGAGGAGAUUCAGACUCCUGACCUCCCUCCCCUCCCUUGCAAUGCUAAGGUUUGUGAUUUCAUCAGGAAUGGCGAAUGGUCACUUCCAGAGGUCUGCUCUCACUCUCUCAGACAAAUUUUCCUUGCAAUUAAAGAGGUGAAGAUUCCCAGUGCCCAAAUUGAGGACUUAUGUAUAUGGCAGCUAUCUCCUCUUGGUUCUUUUACUACAUCGUCAGCGUGGGAGGAUAUUAGAAGAGUUGCUCCGGCAGUGCAUUGGAACUCUUUGGUUUGGCACAAUAACCUCCCUCCAAGAAUUGCUACUUUUGGAUGGCGACUAGCUCAUGAGAGACUCCCAACGGACGAGCUUAUAAGGAAAAAAGGAAUUUUCCUAGUCUCUCGAUGUAGCCUCUGUGAGCAGUACGAAGAAAGUAUGGAGCAUAUUUUCCUUCACUGUCCUUUCUCCAGAGAUAUUUGGGAGAAAUUCACCUCUUGUUUCGCAAUUCGAUGGUCUGAACAUGAGUCAAUUGAUAGCUUAUUUCAGUGGUGGAAGAGGAAAUCAAGAUCGAUCAAUUUAAAAAACUCUUGGAUGAUAGGGUUUACCAUCAUUGCUUCUCAAAUCUGGAGGGAAAGAAAUAUCAGACGGUAUGAAGGAAAAAAGAGGAAUGGGAUCUACUCAUUUCAAUACAUCUGCCAGGAUCUUGCUCUAUAUGCAGGGUCUUCUAAGGGUGAAGUGAAAUCGAUUGUUGAUAUUAUGUGUUGCAGAAAACUGGGGCUGAAGAUUGAUAACCCAAAGAUUGUGCCGCCGCUGGAAGUUCAUUGGUCUGAAUUUAGUGCUGUCAUGGAAGCAAUAUUGGUUGCUAUGAAUAUGAACGCAAGGGGCUUGUGGAUCGAGUCUGACUCCGCAGCUGUAGUGGCUGCAACGCAGAAGAUGCAUAUCCCUUGGUUUGUUUUACAAAAAUGGCGGUUUGCUCUCCCAUUCCUUCAGUCCAUUACAUGGAAAAUCACCCACUGCUUCCGUGAGGCGAACACUGUGGCAGAUUUUUUGGCAAAGAAGGCAGCAAAAUCGGGAGCCUCUGACUACUCCACCACUUUUCCCAGUCAUGUAUUAGAUGAUUUAGAAAAUGAUGCUUCGGGUAGGCAUAGUUUUCGCUUCUGCUAG
Molecule: messenger RNA, 2391 nt
Organism: Macadamia integrifolia
Lineage: Eukaryota; Viridiplantae; Streptophyta; Magnoliopsida; Proteales; Proteaceae
Exons: 2
Coding region: 1-2391 (796 amino acids)
Molecular function (GO): RNA-DNA hybrid ribonuclease activity; nucleic acid binding
Source: RefSeq, a predicted model, not a curated record